Drosophila subobscura is the source of this 2212-nucleotide messenger RNA. It is a transcript of the gene dmGlut, whose product is annotated as putative inorganic phosphate cotransporter. Gene Ontology annotation, molecular function: transmembrane transporter activity. The record is from RefSeq and is a predicted model, not a curated record. Lineage: Eukaryota; Metazoa; Arthropoda; Insecta; Diptera; Drosophilidae. Gene Ontology annotation, biological process: monoatomic anion transport; transmembrane transport. The transcript has 5 exons. The coding region runs from base 82 to 1611 and encodes 509 amino acids.
CCCAUAUAUUCGAACCGAUCCUGUGUAACCGUGGCGAAGGAACUGAGCAACUUGCUAACGUUGCAAAACAAUAAUCCCGAGAUGACACAACAGCCGCAAUGGGGCAUAAACCUAUCACGGUAUUUUGUAAUACCGCAACGUGUGAUAUUGGCCAUAAUGGGGUUCCUGGCGAUCCUCAAUGCCUACACAAUGCGUGUGUGCCUCUCGCAGGCCAUCACGGUGCUGGUCAUCAAGAAGAAUGUCACGGAUGAGGAUAGUGACGUGGCCAUCUGCGAACCGGAUGAGCUGGAUGAUGGCACCAGCUCUGGCGGCAUCUAUGAUUGGUCGGAGGAGCUGCAGGGUCUGAUCCUGUCCUCCUUCUACAUUGGUUACAUUGUCACGCACAUUCCCGGCGGACUGCUGGCCGAGAAGUUUGGCGGCAAAUGGACCCUGGGCCUGGGCAUCCUCUCCACAGCUGCGUUCACCAUGCUCACACCUCUGGCCAUUGAGAAGGGUGGCUCCGACUGGCUGAUUGUGUCCCGUGUGCUGAUGGGUCUGGGCGAGGGCACCACCUUCCCUGCCCUCAGUGUGCUCCUCGCUGCCUGGGUGCCCGCCAACGAACGUGGCAAGUUGGGUGCCUUGGUCCUGGGCGGCGGCCAGGUGGGCACCAUCAUGGGAAAUCUUCUCUCGGGCGUCUUUCUGGACUCUUACGACUGGCCAUUUGUGUUCUACUUCUUCGGCGGCCUGGGUGUCAUUUGGUUUGUCAUCUUUGUUUUCCUGUGCUACAGCGAUCCCUCGAGCCAUCCCUUCAUCAAGCCCAGCGAACGGGAGUAUCUUGCCAAGGAGAUUGGCACAAUUGGCCGCAACGAGAGCCUGCCCCCAACGCCCUGGAAGGCCAUCCUAACGAAUCUGCCCAUGUUCGCCCUGGUCUCUGCUCAGAUCGGCCACGAUUGGGGCUUCUACAUUAUGGUGACGGAUCUGCCCAAGUACAUGGCCGAUGUGCUGCAGUUCUCCAUCAAGGCCAACGGCCUGUACUCCUCCCUGCCCUAUGUGAUGAUGUGGAUUGUGUCCGUGGGCAGUGGCUUCAUUGCCGAUUGGAUGAUCCGCAAGGGCAUCAUGAGCACAACGAAUACCCGCAAGGUGAUGACGGGUUUGGCUGCCUUUGGUCCGGCCAUCUUCAUGGUGGGCGCCUCAUACGCUGGCUGUGAUCGUGUCCUGGUUGUCAUACUCUUCACCAUUUGCAUGGGUCUGAUGGGCGCCUACUAUGCGGGCAUGAAGCUCAGUCCCUUGGACAUGAGCCCCAACUAUGCUGGCACCCUGAUGGCCAUUACAAACGGCAUUGGAGCCAUUACGGGCGUCAUAACGCCAUAUCUGGUGGGAGUGAUGACACCAAAUGCCUCGCUGCUCGAAUGGCGCACUGUGUUCUGGGUGGCAUUUGGCGUGCUGUGCGUCACGGCUGUCGUCUACUGCCUGUGGGCCUCGGGCGAGGUGCAGCCGUUCAACAAUGCACCCAUACAGCCACGCUCCGUGGACUUUGAGGCCGAGGAGCGCAAGACCACAGACCUGAAGAGUCUCGAGUACAACGGCAACAACAGCACAACAGUGCAUCAGCGUGGGGAGCGCAGCUCCUAAGGCGGCAUCCGCUACAGAAUGUGCCAUACCCUAGUGCUCUAGUUCAAAAUGCUGUACCCCCGUGUGUCCAUUUGUAGAUAUAAUACGCAUACGCCCCUAACUUUACUGCUCUUCCAGAUAGCUAGCUAGUUUUAUAGUAUUUCCGAUCUGGCCACCAGGGCCACCAAACUAAUUAACUCUUAAGCAAAGAAUUUACUUAUGUACCAAGGGAGCAGCACGCCUCCUGUGUGUACAAUAUUCCUGUUAUAGAUAGCAUAAUAAUCCUUAAUCCCUAAUCCCUAAUUAAUACUGUCGUCCUGUCGUUCCCCCAGCACAUGUCCCCGUACAUGCAACGUACUCUCUUAAUUAUUAUUUAGUGUUUAAUCGAAGCAGCAGCUGAAACGCUGAAACCGAUUCCAACGUCUAAGUUUAGAUAGAGCAAGAAGUGUAUACCGAGUUCGUAUUUGCCCGUAGAGCACCCACCCCUUGGAUGGGCUGCUGAAAUAUUGUUUCAGUUUUAAAAUUGUUGAUCAAUGUGUAACGCCAAAACGUGUUUUUAACAAACUCCGUUAAGACAUAAUUGUUUUUAUGAUGUUAGCCAAAUAAAGUGCAUAAAGAAAAU